Messenger RNA from Siniperca chuatsi (mandarin fish), 5628 nucleotides. RefSeq names its product DEAH (Asp-Glu-Ala-His) box polypeptide 38 (gene dhx38). The record is from RefSeq and is a predicted model, not a curated record. Gene Ontology annotation, cellular component: intracellular anatomical structure; spliceosomal complex. NCBI's taxonomy places the organism in Eukaryota, Metazoa, Chordata, Actinopteri, Centrarchiformes, Sinipercidae. Gene Ontology annotation, molecular function: RNA binding; ATP binding. Gene Ontology annotation, biological process: mRNA splicing, via spliceosome. The transcript has 27 exons. The coding region runs from base 470 to 4228 and encodes 1252 amino acids.
UUGAUUUGUUUUAAUUAUUUAGUGCACUUAAGCGUUUGAAUUUGAUUAAAUAUUUAGUUUUGUAUUUAUUGUUCACAUUUAUUGCCGUUACCUACUUUAUUUUUUCUCACUCAUCUCCCUGUGUAAACACAAUCUGUUUAAAUAAAGUUUUAAAUAUUUUUUCUGCUACCCCUUAGAAUUGUGGGAUUGCAAUGGCUGCUCCCGUGUCUGUAAACAUACGCAUUGUAGUUACGAAAGCCGCAGUUUAAGUAUUUUCCAGCGACAGCCACAGGUUCCUCAUUUUCGGGACUAUUUACGCGUCCAUUAGUUGACCUCAAAUGUUUAACUUGAUAUGAGAAUUUCUGCAUUUUAGACCCAAAGAAACACGCGGCACUUCUCCGCGAUUUGCCGCCCGGCCUAGUCAGGACUCAACCUGAUAUCUCGCACGCUAGCUAAAGCUAGCUGCUCUAUCUAAGGUACGUUUGAGAUAAUGGAUGACGAUGUGUCCAUACAUAGGCUGGAAGGGACAGAUCCAGCUGCUCAAGUUGGUGGACUGAUAGUAAAGAAGAAAAGUGCUGCUGCAGAGCCCCAUGUUUUUCGGGCACCCACUCCACGCACCUCCUUGCUGGGCUUGGAUCUGCUGGCAGCUCAGAAAAGGAAGGAGCGUGAGAGUAAGGAACAGGCAGAUGCUAGUGGGGAUGACACAAAUAGAAAGAAGUCAAAAGUUUCCUCCUAUAAGGACUGGGAGGAAGGUAAAAGUGACUCUGGGUCUGAUGAAGAAGAUGAUGAGGAGAACAGAGGUGGUAAGAAGGAGAGCAGGAAGUAUCGUGUGACUGGCGCAGAGACACCCUCAAACCCCGGAGGGGUCAGUGAAGAGUUCCGACGCAGACACCAGCAGAGAGAAAAAGACAGACGUGAGCAUGGAGUCUACGCCUCCUCCAAAGAGGACCACAACAGAGAAAGAGACAAAGAAAGGAGCAGAGAUAAGGGCAGAGACCGAAGGAGUGACAAAGAUGAGCGAGAGAGCAGCCAUAGCCGUGGCAGCCGGUCGGAGCGUGGUGAGAGGAGCGAGCGCUCUCAGAGAGAUGGCUGGUCUGAUCGCAUCAGCCGGGGGAGUAAGAGAGAUGAGCCCCUGACACCACAGCAUCGCCCCAGAGAUUCUUUCACACCCUCACGCUCCAACUGGGAAGAGGAUGAUAGUGGUUAUGCCAGUUCACGGCAUUCCCAGUGGGAGUCUCCGUCCCCUACCCCGUCUAACAGAGAGUUGGACCGCUCAGAGCGAAGCCAUCGCUCCAGCCGAGAUAGUGAGAGGAGAGACAGGUCAGUCAGAGGCCGUUACCCUGACGACACACCCCUGCCUACCCCAUCAUACAAGUACAAUGAGUGGGCCAAUGACAGAAAGCAUCUGGGUUCCACACCUCGUUUAUCACAAGGAAAAGGUAGGAAAGAAGAUGGUGAGGGAGGUAUUAUGUUUGAUAAUGAGGACGAGAAAGACCAGUGGCAGGAGGACCAGAAACAAGCAGACAGAGAUUGGUACAUGAUGGAUGAAGGCUAUGAUGAGUUCCACAACCCUUUCACUUCUACCUCUGAAGAAUAUGUAAAGAAGAGAGAGCAGAUCCUUCAGAAGCAGACUCAAAAAAGAAUAUCUGCCCAGAAACGACAGAUCAAUGAGGAUAAUGAGCGGUGGGAGACCAACCGUAUGCUGACCAGUGGUGUGGUCCAGAGGUUGGAGGUAGAUGAAGACUUUGAGGAGGACAAUGCUGCUAAGGUUCACCUGCUGGUUCACAACCUGGUUCCUCCCUUUCUGGAUGGAAGAAUAGUCUUCACUAAGCAGCCAGAGCCUGUCAUCCCUGUAAAAGAUGCUACCUCUGACAUGGCCAUCAUCUCUCGUAAAGGCAGCCAGCUUGUCCGCAAACAUCGUGAGCAGAAAGAACGCAAGAAGGCACAGCACAAACACUGGGAAUUGGCAGGCACCAAGUUGGGGGAUAUCAUGGGGAUCAAGAAGAAGGAGGAUGAAGACAUCUCUGGGGGCAAAGUGGUAGGCGAGGACGGCAAAGUAGACUACAGAACAGAGCAGAAAUUUGCAGACCACAUGAAAGAAAAGAAUGAGGCCAACAGUGAGUUUGCUAAGAAGAAAACCCUUCUGGAACAGAGACAGUACCUGCCUAUUUUUGCUGUCAGGCAGCAACUUCUUAACAUCAUAAGGGACAACAGCAUUGUGAUUGUUGUUGGGGAGACGGGCAGUGGGAAGACCACCCAGCUGACUCAGUACCUGCAUGAGGAUGGCUACACUAGCUAUGGCAUGGUGGGCUGUACUCAGCCCCGAAGAGUGGCAGCCAUGAGUGUGGCCAAGCGAGUCAGUGAAGAGAUUGGCACCAACCUUGGAGAAGAGGUGGGCUACGCAAUCCGUUUUGAGGACUGCACGUCUGAGAAAACAUUGAUAAAGUACAUGACAGACGGUAUCCUCCUCAGGGAGUCACUGAGGGAGUCAGACUUGGACCACUACAGUGCUGUUAUCAUGGACGAGGCUCACGAACGCUCCCUAAAUACUGAUGUGCUGUUCGGCCUGUUACGUGAGGUUGUAUCUCGACGCACUGAUUUGAAACUCAUAGUUACCUCUGCAACUAUGGACUCAGACAAGUUUGCAGCAUUUUUUGGCAACGUUCCCAUAUUCCACAUUCCAGGAAGAACAUUUCCCGUAGACAUCUUGUUUAGCAAGACUCCUCAGGAGGACUACGUGGAGGCAGCAGUAAAGCAGGCCCUGCAGAUCCACCUCAGUGGGUUGAUAGGAGACAUCCUCAUCUUUAUGCCCGGGCAGGAGGAUAUUGAGGUGACGUCAGAUCAGAUCGUGGAGCGGUUGGAGGACUUGGAGAACGCUCCUCCUUUAGCUGUGCUGCCCAUCUACUCCCAGCUGCCCUCUGACCUCCAGGCCAAGAUCUUCCAGAAAGCUCCAGAUGGUGUGAGGAAAUGCAUAGUUGCUACUAACAUCGCUGAGACCUCCCUUACUGUGGAUGGAAUCAUGUUUGUUGUGGAUGCGGGAUACUGCAAACUUAAGGUUUUCAAUCCUCGCAUUGGAAUGGAUGCUCUACAGGUUUAUCCCAUCAGCCAGGCUAAUGCCAACCAGCGUUCUGGCAGAGCAGGACGUACAGGACCAGGGCAGUGUUACAGGCUCUACACUCAGAGUGCCUUUAAGAAUGAGAUGCUGACUACCACCAUACCAGAGAUCCAGAGGACCAACCUGGCCAACGUAGUCCUGCUGUUGAAGUCUCUGGGUGUUCAGGAUUUGCUCCUCUUCCACUUCAUGGAUCCACCACCUGAGGACAACAUGCUCAACUCCAUGUACCAGCUCUGGAUCUUGGGAGCUCUGGACAACACAGGUGCUUUGACACCGACAGGGCGUCUGAUGGUGGAGUUUCCCCUCGACCCCGCCCUCUCCAAGAUGCUGAUUGUGUCCUGCGAUAUGGGCUGCAGUGCUGACAUCCUUAUCGUCGUCUCCAUGCUGUCUGUGCCGGCCAUCUUCUACAGACCUAAGGGUCGUGAGGAGGAGAGUGACCAGGUGAGAGAGAAGUUCUCAGUCCCAGAGAGCGACCACCUCACCUACCUUAACGUCUACAUGCAGUGGAAGAACAAUAAUUACUCCAGCAUCUGGUGCAACGAGCACUUCAUCCACACCAAGGCCAUGCGCAAGGUGCGUGAGGUGCGCUCCCAGUUAAAGGACAUCAUGGUACAGCAGAGGAUGAACCUUAUUUCCUGUGGGUCAGACUGGGACAUCAUCAGAAAGUGCAUCUGUGCUGCCUACUUCCACCAGGCUGCCAAGCUCAAGGGCAUUGGUGAAUAUGUGAACGUGAGGACAGGCAUGCCAUGUCACCUCCAUCCUACCAGCUCCCUGUUUGGUAUGGGCUACACUCCUGACUACAUCAUCUACCACGAGCUCGUCAUGACCACCAAGGAGUACAUGCAGUGUGUGACUGCAGUGGACGGAGAGUGGCUGGCAGAACUUGGGCCCAUGUUUUAUAGCAUCAAACAUGCGGGUAAAAGCAGACAGGAGAACCGUCGCCGGGCCAAGGAGGAGAUCAGCAACAUGGAGGAGGAGAUGUCCCUGGCCGAGGAGCAGCUGCGAGCGCGUCGAGAGGAGCAGGAGAAGAAGAGCAACACUGGCAGUGUUAAGGUUGUGAAAAUCUGCACACCAGGAAGAAAAGAAGAGGCCCCCAUGACACCCAGACGCACCCCUGCCCGCUUUGGACUGUAGAACACCCCCUGAAGGUUAAAGCCCGCCAACCAACCAUGUUGGAUCCUCUAGACUCAUAAUCCAGACCUGGACCACACCAGCACAAGCAAACACAGUGUAACUUCCAGCUGCCAUUAGUCCCUCACAGCAUGGCAGUAAUCAACUGCAGUUCAUGUACAGACCACUAGAGUGAGAACUUGUAUAAGGCACAAGACUCAAAGACUAACCAGGUCCAUCAAAAUGCCUCCCUCCACCUUUAUCAGCCGAUAGCUGUUUCCAUCAUACAUUUUAAGGAAUAAAGGAUGACUGUGUUGUUGUUUUUUUGUAUAUUCAGUAUUUAUAUGUAGUCAUUGCUGAAAAGUAGUUUUACAGAUGUCUAAUGAUUUUACCUGAGCUAGAAACUUUUAAUUUUCUAUGUUCUGUUGCAUUUUCUCCACCCUGAGUGUAUUAUCAGAGUGAAACUGAUAAAUAGUGAUCUAAUUGCAAUGUUACUUGUCUUUGUGUCCUUGCAUUUAUUAGUUCUUGUACUGUUGUGGCUUGAACAGUGGGUAUGCCACCACGAAGUGCUCCUCUACAGACUGAAGCACUAACUGUAUUUGUGGGAUGAGAGUCUUCAGAGAGUUGUAUUGCACUGUCAGAAUGUAACAAACUACAUUUACUCUAGUACUGUACUUGAGGGUACUUGUACUUUAAUCUCAUGCUACUUUCUGCUUCUACUCCACUACAAUUCAGAGGGAUUAUUUUCAUAAUUCUAAUUUAUUUUUAAUAAUUUUAACUUUUGGUCUAUUGGUUGGACAAAACAAGCCAGUAAAGCCACCUUGUAAAGGUGUCACUUUGGGCUUUGGGUCAUUGUGACAGAAUUUCUCCCUAUUUUCUGAAUUUUUACAAACCGAACAAUCAAAUGAUUAGAAAAUAAUCAGCAGAUUAAUCCAUAAUGAAAACAAUUAUUAGAUUAUUAGUUGCAGUCUUACACAAAAUAGUUCAAAUGAGCUCCACCUAAACCAACCAUAACAGUAAAAUCCCGCUUGAACAUUAAUGCAUGAGUGAUAAUAAUCUAAUGAUAUCUAAUAGUCUAACAGCCACAGGGGCAUUUUCUGCAUUGAGUACUUUUAAUACUUUAAGUACAUUCUCCUGAUAAUACUUACAUACUUAUACUUAACUAACAUUUUCAAUGCAAUACUUUUACUUGUAAUGGAGUAUUUUUACAGUGUGGUUUUAGUACUUUUACUUAAGUAAAGGAUCUGAAUACUUCCUCCACCACUUGUAAUACCCCAUAAUACACACACACGCACAACACACUCACACAGGCUUAGGCAAUUGACCUUUUUCUACUUUCUGUUAACCUCGUUCCAACAAUGUAAUGUACCACAGCUUUGCUUUAUAUGAAACAUUAUCACGCUGGAUUAAACAUAUCAACUGUU